This is a messenger RNA of Spodoptera exigua (beet armyworm), 2672 nucleotides long. NCBI's taxonomy places the organism in Eukaryota, Metazoa, Arthropoda, Insecta, Lepidoptera, Noctuidae. The record is from the annotation of a GenBank genome assembly.
UUUAAAUUUGACAUUUCAUUAUCAGGUGGCGCUGGAACGCGUAUGCGAAUGCAACUUUUUUUUGUAUAUUAUUCUCAGUUGCCUUGCCUCACACAAUAAUCGACAAUUCGAUUACUGAGUUGUGUGCGUUUAUUCAGAUAUUUCCACAUAAUUGCUGUGGCAAAUAUUAUCUAAAUGUUUUGUACGAUUCGUUUUAUUGAAUAACAGUGAUGUGAUAGUUUAGAGUUUUAUUAUUAAACUGGCACAAUAUUGCAAUGUCGGCUAAAGAUAAGUGGGUACGCCGGUUCUCGGUGGACGAAACAGCAAAACACAAGAAUGGAUUUACUAUUUACAAGAUUACUUCUGUGCUGUUCCCGAUCCAGUCUCCGGAGGCUCUGACAGUAGUGUCGGUAUGGAAGCGGUACAGUGAUGUCCAGAGACUGCACAAGAGUAUGCGCUCCCUGCAUGCAGGACUACACCUGCGGGGCACAUUCCCGUCUCUACCUCGAUACAGUUUCUUCAAGAGAUUUCAGCAAGAGGUGAUCACGGAGCGUGCCAAGACAAUAAAGUCCUUGUUGGAGUUUGUGGCGGAGCAUCGUCUGCUGUUCACUAGCACUGACUUCGUCAACUUCCUACAGACCGGGUACCCUGAACCGCAGCCACAAGCGGGCGGAGUGAUUAACGCGAUCAGAUCGUCCCUACACCUGCCCAUUGAGGAGACUCCCCCACUUGAAUACCAGACUGAUGACGAUGAUACUUCCAGUCCUACGCAUACAGCACGGGCCGCCACAGAAUCCUCGCACGCCUCCAUCACCAGUCGAGACGAACCCGACUUCAUAUCACAGAUACCCAUCUACGAAGCAGCCGACGUCGAGAUCCGACGCUCACCAAAAAAAGUCUCCCCAACAGACAGCUUCGAAUCCAUAAACUCAAUAGAAAGCAUCGACAGUGACCUCUAUGACGAACUAAACAAACUAACAGUGGAUAAAAAGCCUAGUGUCAAAACUAAAUCAGUGUUGCCAGACUUAAUAAUUUUUGAUGCACCGUCAACUUCAAAAUAUGAUGAUUGUGAUACAGUGUCUCUUACAUCUAAUGUUUGUUCUUCAACUUCGUGCGAAGUGGACUCUAGACGAAGUAGUUCGCGAGUGUCUUUGUACAGUAAAAGUGUUGUGUCCUUGUCUAACGCGGAGUGCAAGACGAAGACGGAGGAUAGUUAUGUGUUCGAAGCUGGGUAUAUGUUGAAUCUGGCGGCGCGGUGCGAGGAUAUGGGCGACUACCAGCGAGCCUUCGAGUGUUACAAGUCUGGUAUUGAGAAGAUGCUUAUUGGUGUACAAAAUGACACGGACCCACAGCGGCGGGCGCUGAUCAAGGAGAAGACUAACAAGUACCUCUCGUACGCCGAGGAGAUCUACAAGAACCAUCUCUGUGAUACUGAACAAACUCUUCUGUCUGAACCCGAAGAGCCGCUCCGUCCCCUCCACUGUCCGAUCCCGCUGUCGAUGUUACGGCGGCCGUAUGAGGAGCUCGCCUUGUACCGUGUGCUCGACAUCCUCGGAUCCAGCAUCAUGCUCGUCCUCCACAGGACUGAACAGGCCUACUAUGCUAUGAAGGUGAUCCAAAAAAUACCGAACAACCUUACAGAAUUCGACGAAUUCUUUCUUCAGCGGACGAACGAAACACGACAGCCUGUGUUACCAACAGUUAUACCGUACAUGGUGCCACUGCAAGCCUAUAUAGAAACAAAUAAUUUGAUAUUCCUAAUCCUCUCCUACGCACCAGGGAAGAAACUAUUCGAUUACAUAAAAAACUACUCCAAAUCAUUACCCACAACACCAGCGAGAGAAGUGAACUUAGAAAAUGUAUUCACAGAACCGAAAAAUAAGAAUUUUGAAAAGACUGACAAUAAUUGUGACGUAGUACAAACCGAAGUCGAGGCGACGAAUAAUAACAAAGAGUUGUCUGUCAACGAAUUGGUGUUGAAUUCUCAGAAACUGCUGUUGAAUGUUGAUAAAGUUUUGUGCGAGUCCCCGGCUGAGGUGGCGACUAGUGAACGCGGCGAUUGUAAAGUUGAUAACGCGUGUGAUACCACUCCUAGCUUUAAAAGGUCUCCGUGCGGGGGUCGCGAGCUGCCCGCGUCGGCAGUGUGUCGCUGGGCGGCCGAGAUACUCACAGCCCUGCACUGUCUGCAUAAUGCAGGCGUCAUAUGCAGAGACCUGAACCCCUCAAACAUUCUACUCGGCGACCGCGGCCAGGUUAUCUUGACCUACUUCCAGUACUACCCGGGCCCUGACAUGCGGGUCUCGGUACUCCGGCCGGGCGCGGCCCCGCGUGCUUACAUCGCCCCGGAGUUAUACACUAACACGUUGGACGAGACCCCGGACUUGGAUCACGUUUGUGAUUACUGGAGCUUCGGAGCUGUGCUCUAUGAACUCGUUUGUGGGAUUCCUCUGUCACAUUACCACGGCAAUUUGUUCACGUCACACACAAUACUGCAGCUACCCGACGGACUACCGCUCGAAGUACAAUCCAUACUCACACAGCUCCUUACAUACGAGCCGUCAGAGCGACUGGGCGCGGGAAAAGAUGGCGUCGAAGAAAUCAAACGGCAUCCCUACUUCAAACAUAUAGAUUGGCAACAAGUCUAUGACAGCUGGGCGGCCCCUGACUGACGGGUGAUUGAAAAUAAGUGAGUU